Rhineura floridana is the source of this 7209-nucleotide messenger RNA. It is a transcript of the gene USP6NL, whose product is annotated as USP6 N-terminal like. The coding region runs from base 391 to 2892 and encodes 833 amino acids. The record is from RefSeq and is a predicted model, not a curated record. Lineage: Eukaryota; Metazoa; Chordata; Lepidosauria; Squamata; Rhineuridae. The transcript has 15 exons.
UUGUGAGCGCUGUUGCCGCGCCGUGUCCUCUCUUCGGCCCCCGUAGCCUCGUUUUGGGCGCAAAAUGGCGCCCGCCUUGGGAGCGCCGUAUGAGCUGGCUUGGGCUGCGUGCGGCUUGGGAGAAGAGGCUACUGCUGUCCCGAACGCGGCGGGCGGGGGAGCGUUGUCAUGGCAGCCAAGAGUAGGUGUCACACCGGGCCACUUCCUGGUUGGAGGCCAAUGUCCCGGGCACUAAGCUGGGAAAAGCGCCGCGGGGAGGAGGCGGAACGAGGCCCCAGAAGGAGCAGGAGGCCGAGGCGGUGAGGACAUGUAUACCUCUGAGAGAUCUUCUUGGACAAGAUACCUUAGUUUAAUACCUGUUUGGGACCAUAUGCAAAGAGGCUACCAGUCAUGAGUUCUGAUGCUGAACAGGAUGCUGCUAUCAAACUUGCCCAAGAACGAGCUGACAUAGUUGCCAAGUAUGACAGAGGACGAGAGGGUGCACAGAUUGAGCCUUGGGAAGAUGCAGACUACCUUCUUUACAAAGUUACAGACAGAUUUGGUUUCUUGCACCAAGAGGAGUUACCUGUCCAUGAUGCUGCAUCAGAGAGGCAAAAGCAGCUUGAAAUUGAAAGAACUACAAAAUGGCUGAAGAUGUUGAAAAGCUGGGAGAAAUACAAGAGCACGGAAAAGUUUCAUAGGAGAAUUUAUAAAGGAAUUCCACUGCAGCUGAGAGGCGAAAUCUGGUCUUUGUUGCUUGAUGUCCCUAAAAUGAAAGAAGAAAUGAAAGACUAUUAUAAUACCUUAAAAAUUCAAGCAAGAGGGACCUCCCCAGAUAUCAGGCAGAUUGACCUUGAUGUGAAUCGGACAUACCGAGAUCAUAUAAUGUUUAGAGACCGAUACGGAGUUAAGCAACAAUCUUUAUUCCAUGUUUUAGCUGCAUAUUCUGUGUACAAUACGGAAGUUGGAUACUGUCAGGGAAUGAGCCACAUCACAGCGUUACUCCUUAUGUAUAUGAAUGAAGAAGAUGCCUUCUGGGCCCUGGUGAAACUGCUCUCAGGACCCAAGCAUGCUAUGCAUGGUUUUUUUAUUCCUGGUUUUCCCAAGCUGUUGAGAUUUCAAGAGCAUCAUGACAAAUUAAUGAAGAAAUUUUUGUCUAAGCUUAAGCAGCAUUUUGACUCCCAGGAAGUCAGCACUAGCUUUUACACAAUGAAGUGGUUUUUCCAGUGUUUCCUUGACCGUACUCCCUUUAGGUUAACCCUUAGGAUCUGGGAUAUCUACAUACUUGAAGGAGAACGGGUACUCACUGCAAUGUCUUACACCAUUUUGAAACUGCACAGAAAACACUUGAUGAAAUUGCAAAUGGAGGAACUUGUACAAUUUCUUCAGGAGACUCUCGCCAAAGAUUUCUUCUUUGAAGAUGACUUUGUAAUAGAUCAGCUCCAAAGUUCCAUGGCAGAACUGAAGCGAGCAAAGUUGGACCUGCCAGCAACAGGUAAAGAUGACGAACUUCCAAAGAAGCUGGGGAAAUUUCCACCCGAAUCUCAGCCUGCCAUGCUUAAUCUUACUCACUUGGUCAACGGGCAGAGCAGCACUAGUGGAUCAAAUAGCCGGGCUAGCCAAAGGAGAGGACGCAGAGCAUCUAUAGAGAGACGCCAGGAAAGCUCACCAAACCACCAAAGGAGAAAAAAUUCCCUGGAAAGGAGACAGCAAAAGCCUGUAACGGUAAAUGUGCGGAGUGGAUUGCCGAAGCAUGAUGUGGAGAGCCCCAGGAAAAAACCUGAAGUUCAGCCAGAUUCUGACUCCAAGCAAAAUUAUAAUGCAGCUGCUAACCAAAACUCCAACGCUACUUUAAAUACAGGGAAGGAAUUUGUACCCAGAUGGAUUAAGCCUUCUGAUAUCAAGAUCAUUGACAAGACUACAAAACUCACCAUGGAGAUCAAGAGUCGAUCUGCAAACCAUGCCAGCUCAGGGAUGCCGCCGAGUUCUGGGGCUGAGGCACAGUCAUUCAACAUAAAGCAAAAGAUGAGAGUUUUGGAAGUCGAUGAGGGUAAGCGAGAGUCGAAUGCAUCACAGUAUGACAACGUUCCUGGGGCUGAUUCAGAGAAUGACAAUUCUCUGCAUGAGGUACUAGAAAGGGCACUCCUGCAAAGCCCGAGAAACACAGCUUACUCCAGCAGUUCAAGGAAGUCAGUAGACAAAACAUCUAGUCCACCAAAAAUAUCUAAUAGUUAUGCCUUCGGCUCACAGCCAAGAAUCCCCAGAUACUCUUCCCAAUCUGAAGGGUCAGAUAUUGGACAUAACAUCAAACCACCACCACCAUCUUAUAGCAAUCCACCUGUUUACCAUGGAAAUUCCCCAAAGCAUGUUACCAACGUAGUUCAUUCCAGCUUCACAACCACACAGUAUCAUCACAGGAAUCAAACCAGUUCCUCUAGCCGGCCGUACAUCCCUGACCUUCCAACAGAGAUGUUUACUGAUAAACCAUAUAAAAAAUAUGCUACCGACCACCACAAUCUGGUUGUGACGCCUUCCAAUCGAAUAGAGGUUCUCCCAAUUGACACUUACGCAAGUAAACCUAAAUCGCCAAUAGGUGUCAGAUUUGUAAUCCCUCCUGCAGAUUAUUUGCCAGACAACAGAAAGUGGCUGGAUCCUUAUGGGCAAUCUUGGAGCCAUGAUGGUAGCCAAAGCCACUUGGCUAACUUAAAGAAAUACCCACCUUUUCAGUCAACCCCUGUUAAAGACCAUAAUCUUCCCACCAUUUCUGUGGAUAGCCCUAUAAGAUACAGGACUUCCCCGACCUCAGAAGAAUAUGGCCUGCCACAUUACCAGUACCCAAGUUCCCCAAGCCCUACCCACCGCUACAGACACCAGACUGAUGGAUUGUCCAUGCAUGAAUCAGUCCUGCUGUGAGAAACGACACAUGCUCACCUGAAAGGGCGAGGAGAAGAGCAUGCAAGAGUUGCACGUCUUGGGUUGGUGGCUAUUCAAGCUUCGUAUUCCGAUACAGAACAAUUCAGAUAAAGGCAUACACAAACUUAACACUAUUUCACAGCUGUGUUAAAUGUUGAUGAAAGCCGAAACUGAGUCUUGAAAACAGAAAAGAUUGGCUUGUCAUAAACAUAGCAAUAGGUUUGUAUGUUCAGUGUGACUACUGUGGCAGUUGUUUGUUACGUUGAUGACCUUGUUGCCUAAAACCUAUACCCUUCCCCCACCACCACCUUGGUAAGCUGCUUUUUGAUUUGACACUACAAUUUGACUUGUGGCAAGAGAAUUACAGAGUCUAAACUGGAGGCAUGUACUUUCUUGGACUGCAUCCACAAAGUAGUUUUAAUUUUGUAUUUUAUUUUUUGUAAACUUAAUUUAUAAACCUUCCAUUCACUCGGAAUGGUGGUUUCUAGACAUUCUUAUAUACACUGCCUCAGUGACCCAGGAACGAGCACUCUGGGUUAUCCAGUGCAAUCCUUUCACAGGGAUGCUACUGCCUAUUGUUCAGCUAGAAAGAAGGAGGUUUAGCAUCCAAAGCAAAGACAUUCUAAUACAGUCAAUAAAUGGUGCUUAUAAAAUCAGGACUGUUUGUGAAUUGUAGCAUGUGUCUAGGAUGUUGAUGGUGUUUGAGCCCUUCAUCCACGUUUGCGUAUCCAAAGGCAGUGUGAUAUUCUUCAUUUUUAAGUCUCAAAUGUGUGUUUUAGCAGAGGUGCAAUCAGAUGCAUUAUGUGCAUUUUUAGCACACAGUACUGCUACUGUAUCUGACUAUCAGUGAUUACAGAAGGCCUACACAGAUAUUCAGAUCAUCUAAUGGGCAAAUGAUGGGUUUGUGCUGGACCAUCCUACUCCUGCCUGCUUUCUGACUGUUGGAUUUUACAUUUGCAUCUGGGCCUGCACACAUGGAGCCUAGUGAGUGUUGGCCCAAACAGCAGAAUCUAUACACCUCAGUUUUGAUAGUUUGUAGAGCACAUGGUUCAGGACUGUGUGGGUCAGUUAUGAUGCUUAUGUACCCUGAUGCAACUGUGAAAGCUAACAUAUCAGCAGCGGGUGGGGGCAGGCACGCUAUGGGGUGGUACACAUGUUCAGUACACCCGCAAAGGGCUACUCGUCACCCGUUAAGCAAGUUGCUUUUGACCAUAGUGGCUGCAUUUCAGGGCUUCCUAUAAAUCCACAGAAGUGCAUCACAAACAACGUGCAGCAGAAAGAUGAAAAGGUAUCUUUUAAGUGUAAUUCUUGUAGAGAUGACAUCUCACUUCAUCAGCCCCAGCAAAGACAUUUUGAUCCCUUGAAAAGCAUUGUCUAUGCCUGUAACAAUAAGAGUUAUGUCUUUUCGGAAUUAAUUCUGAGAAACAAAUAUACUUCUAUCGCUCUUUGAGUGUGCCAUUGGGGUUGCCUUUAUGUCUUGUACUGGAGCUGCCCAUUGCAUUCAGUAUUGUUUGGAAUGCAGCACAGGCAUGGUCCACUACGAAUGCCUCUUCAUUUUGCUGUGGCUUGCCCAGGGGGUGUUUUUGGUGAACCACGAGAAGCAUGCCUCCAUAACUUGUGAUCCAUCAAAGCCAAGGCAGCAUAUGAGCCAUAGAUUGUAGCCUGCCCAGAUGCUUAAUUUAACACCUACACUACAUCUUGUUCUUGCUAUCCCAGCAAGUCAGCAAAUACAUUAGGCUCACUGAGCCUUUGGAGGGUUGAAUUUCACUUGGUGAGCUGCAAGCUGCAGGCCUACAAGAUAUACGUAGCAAUCCAAGGUUGAAACACUAACCUUCCAUGUUCAGAUCGUAGCCUGGCCAUGCCUUCUGUGAAGACAAAUAUAAGGUUAUGAUUUGGGAGUGGGCACUGAAGGUGGCUGGUUCAUAUCCCAACAGGGUUUAGUGGCAGCUUCAAAAACUAUGUUUGACCUAUUUCUUCAAUUUUUAUGAUCCCAUGCAUCUGGCAUCUCUUUCUCCCUUCCUUUGUUUCCUUGUCUGCUCCUAUAAUGUGCUUGUUUUUCUUGAGAGCAAUAGACUUUUAUGCCCUUGAUUGGGCUAGUGCUGCUGUACCAUUAGGCCCUUAAGAGAUGAUUAUAGACAGAAAGUCUAAUGCUGAAGUGCUCCCUCCUUGUUGAUAGGAAGGCAGCAAAUUUAUUGUAACAAAAUGCAUUAUAAUCAGUGCCUGCAACCUUUCUGUAUUAUAGAUGGGAAAGGACAGCUGGGGGAGAGCGAUCCAGUAAGAUAUUAACGGGGGUCUGAGCCCCAGUGCUUUGGAGGGUGGGUGGGAUGGCCACUACAACAGACAUGCCCUGUUGCCACCACAACUGCAAGCCAAACUUCAGCCGGCCUUCCACGUACACAUGUUGUUCCGUGUGAGCAGCUGCCCCUGCCCUAUUUGUCUUCAGUUUCAGGGAAUGGAUUGCAAUGCAGAGGAAGAGAUGGGAAGCCGACACUCUCCUAGUGCUCCAUGUGUGCACACAUGUCUGAGUCCUGACUUGGGGAGUGAUCAAGGAUCUGAAUCUCACUGAUACCUAUGUUGUGCCUGUCCUUAUUCCCAAGCAGCACUUUAACUACAGCUUUGGUGGGGCAGAUUUGAUUAUGAAAAUGACUGGGGGUCAGGUGUGGAAGUGUUAAAUACCCCCCCCCAAGCAUGGUUAUUCUGAUUCAAUUCACAUGUGUGUCCCCAGGCUAUGCUUAAUUUUUUAAAAUCAGGAUACCUGGUCACAGAUCUGCCAUGGCUGUUUUGGUCAUAAAUCGAUGGCAAGUGGCCCUGGUCUUAAUCCAGAGGUAGCCUAUGUGGCACCCUCCAGGUGUUGUGAAGGUAUCACAUUGGGUAUUCCUGAUCUAAUAUCAUCUUUGAAUGGCCAAGUAACUCUGUCUGAACUCUGGAAUAUAUAUAUGAUUCUCGCUGACGCUAGCUAGCUAGCUAUCUGAUGCAUGCUUCACCCUGCUGUCCACAGUUACAGGAGUGAUUAGCCAUGGGAAGACCCCGUGCUAAUCCAGAAAACGUUUCUGACCCUUCUAAUCCCUUCGUAGAAAGAUGUGCAAGAUCCACCUCACACAUACCUAUCAUGGCCCCAUUUUGCCGUUUUUUCCCCUGCUUUGUGGCCACUGUACAAUUUGGCCCAAGAUCUAGAACCAAGCACCCUGGGUUACAUGUUGCCUGCACCAAGCUAAAAUGUUGGAAAAUAUUUAAGAGGUUCUCCCCCCCCCCAAAAAAAACUGGUAGUCUCCAGGUUGUAAAACAGAUCUUCCUUUCAUUAGGUCUUCUCUUUAUCCAUGAGAUCUCUUUGAAAAGAUUUAUCUGGCUGCACUGAUGGUGAAGACUUAGAAGUAUAAAAUGUAUUGUUCCCCCCUCACCACCACUAAACUAGGUUUGUGCCACUUGUCACCCAUCAGACUGAACACAGCCUGCUGAGGGAUUGUCAACCUUGCUAAUUCUGCAGGCCCAGAAAGGCAGGCAGCAAAAAAAAAUUAAUAAAACAGGAGGCUUAUUGCACCCUUUUUGGGGCCACCUAUAUUUCUGGUGAGCUCCAUUUGGCCUGAUGGGUCAUAAGUUGCACAGGCCUGCCCUAAGCAAUGUGCUUAUGCUCGCUGCAGGUUGGCGCUGCUAAUGUGUUAUGGUACCGAAGUCUUUUAAAGGGGGGGGGAGAAAAACAAGCAACAUUUAGCCAAAAUGAUGGAUGUUUUGUGUAUAUACUGAAUCUGAUGUAAUUUUUUUAAUUAACUUAGCAAAUGAUUUUUAAAAAAAACAGAAAACCAAACAAACAAACCUGCAGAAUGCAGUGAGGUAGCAGCUUAGUACUGCAUAGAAGAAGGCUUUAUACUGACAAACAGUACUUUGUAGUUCUGAUUUACUUAACUGCCGCGUAGAAAUGUAUAAUGUGGCUGUGUAAUAAUCUCAAAGUUUAAAACUAUGGCUUUGUAAUUAAUAAUAAAUAUAGUAAAAGUUAAGCUGUACAGUUUACUGUAUGCCAGCAGCAGAAAGACAGCUGCUCUUAAAAUAUGUAUUGAGACUAGUAAAUACUGUAGAUUUUUAUAUAUAAAAUAUAUACAUGCUAUUUUUCUUAUGUCAUCUUCGACGGCUUUUUUUAAACCAUGUUUUCCUAUUUUCUUGUGGCCUGUAUUUUUAACAUGUUAAAACAUUAUGAAGCCUUUGCUGUCUUGUGUGCCUGUCUCAAAACAGUAUUUCUAGCAGAUUGUCAAAGGAAAUCUGAAUCUAAAGUUGGCUAUCUUUAAAAAAAUAAAUAAAUCCUAAACUAGAGCGGAACAUAAAUUA